UUUCCGAAUUGCUGGUCACGUCUGUGCUCCCUACUCAGUGCAAUGUCAGACUCACUACGUUUGUUUGCUUGUUGCACCGGACCCAAUUCAUCCCAUACGAGUGCGGAACUUUUGAGAUGGCAACGCAAACGGAACCGGGAAAUUGAACGGGAUUUGAAAAAAGAAAAAGACAAACUUCGCAGACGCCAAAUGAUUCUCUUGCUCGGCACAGGUGAGAGUGGGAAGAGCACGUUUUUGAAACAGAUGAAAAUUAUCAAUGGCAAACGAUUCUCCGUGAAGGAAAUGGAACAAUUGAAGGAUAUUAUCUACGACAACAUUUACAAAGGUGUACUCUUUUUACUCCAAAAUCAUAAAGAACUAUCUGCUUUGCCUGCCGUAGUUCUCGAAGGAAGUCAUUUGAAGAUGAACGGUUGGUGUAAAGGGGAUGAAGAACUGAAUUUAAUCGGUAUUCUAUCUCAACGGUUCUCCAGACUCGGGUCCUGA
Molecule: messenger RNA, 483 nt
Organism: Echinostoma caproni
Lineage: Eukaryota; Metazoa; Platyhelminthes; Trematoda; Plagiorchiida; Echinostomatidae
Source: the annotation of a GenBank genome assembly